AUGGUUGUGGAGAAACAAGAUUUUGUUGGUUAUGCUGUCAUAGAAGAACGAAUUAUACAUAUACCUUAUGUGCCUAUCUUACCGGAACCACUAAAUGCUCCAACGGGUAAUGAAAUAAAACCACGUCCUGUAGGUGAAGAAAAUGGCACUGUGGUAUUUAAUUAUAAUCCUAUUAGCGCCGUCAACUAUGAUAAUUUAAAAAAGAAACCAGCUGACGACUCAAGCGAUACUGAUUCAGAUAUUGAAUCAGUUGAUUCAGAAGCUGAAAAACAAACCGACUUGAAAAUAGAAAAGAGUAUUACCAAGAUUUUGGAGUCGAUGUCGUCAAGCAAUUCGAAUGAAGACGAUGAUGAUGAUGAUGAUAGCGAUGGGGAUGAAUGUGACGUGGAUAGUGAUACCUCUGCGAUGAAUAUGCGUAAACAAAAGAGUUUAAAAAAGAAGAAAGAACAUAAGGAAAUACCAAAAAUUGUUGAGGACGAAAUUGAAGAUAUAUGGGCUAAUAAAACACCAGAAUAUAAACCAUCCACACCAAUUCCUGUAAGGCACCGAAAAAGAACUCAAGAAGUUACUGUGAAUGAGGAAGCAGCAAAUGGUGGAGAAGUUUUAGCGCCAACAUUUGUUCCAAAUAAAAAUGAUAUGAAGGAAAAUAUAAUUAUAAAAGUUGCAAGUAUUAUUAAUGAAUAUAGUGUGAACAGUGAAGAGGGUGAAGAGCACGAUCUCAAACAAAAUGAUUUAAAAAUGAAAUUGCUUGAUAAUAUUCAAGAAUUAAGAAACAAGAAUGUAGAAUUAGAAGUGAAAGGGAAUAUUAAAUGUAAAGAAAAUGCACAAAAUAAAGAAAAUGCACAAACUCAGUCCAAACAAAAUAAUAGCAAUGAAACACAAAUUAAUAAUGAUAAUGAACAAAAUGCUGAUGAUGAUUCUUUAAAUUUACCACAGUUCAGUCGUUCAUCUGUCGGCGGUUCUAAAAUUUUAACCAACUGCCAUCCCUAUAAUCCUAUUGAUUACGAUGGACUGGAAUUCGAAUCCCGCUUCGAAUCUGGUAACCUGGCAAAGGCUGUGCAAAUAACUCCAAGUUACUAUGAAUUGUAUUUACGUUCAGACUUGUACACAAGUCGAUCCAAGCAAUGGUUUUAUUUUAGAGUAAAAAAGACUAGAAAAAAUCGAAAUUAUAGAUUUUCUAUUGUUAAUUUAGUCAAAUCGGACAGUUUAUUUAAUGAUGGUAUGCGUCCGGUCAUGUAUUCUACAAUCGAUGCCAAGCAAUCAAAAAUAGGUUGGCGACGUUGUGGCGAGAAUAUAAGCUACUAUCACAACGAAGAUAGUUCUGGUGAAGAGGAGGAGAAUGCUUCGUUUACUUUGACUUUUAAUAUAGAAUUUCAAUAUGACAAUGAUACGGUUUAUUUUGCUCAUUGUUAUCCUUAUACAUAUAGCGAUUUACAGGAUUACCUGAUGAAUAUACAAAAGGAUCCAAUUAAAUCGAAAUUCUGCAAAUUAAGACUUUUAUGCCGCUCAUUAGCUGGUAAUAAUGUAUAUUAUUUAACAGUGACUGCACCAUCACCGGAUGAGCACUCAUUAAGACGCAAAAAAUCGAUUGUUGUAUCUGCACGUGUACAUCCAAGUGAAACUCCAUCAUCAUGGAUGAUGAAAGGACUAAUGGAUUUCAUAACUGGUGAAACAAUAGUGGCCAAGCGUUUACGUCACAAAUUCAUAUUCAAAUUGAUACCAAUGCUUAAUCCUGAUGGUGUUAUUGUUGGUAACACACGUAAUUCGCUUACAGGCAAAGACUUAAAUCGACAAUACCGCACCGUCAUAAGAGAAUACUAUCCAUCCAUUUGGUAUACAAAAGCAUUAAUUAAAAGACUGGUUGAUGAAUGCGGUGUUGCUAUGUACUGUGAUAUGCACGCUCAUUCUCGCAGGCACAAUAUUUUCGUUUAUGGCUGUGAGAAUAAACGUAAUCCGGAAAAGAAGCUGACGGAACAAGUUUUUCCGCUAAUGAUGCAUAAAAAUGUGGCAGAUAAGUUCUCCUUUGAAUGCUGUAAAUUUAAAGUGCAACGCAGCAAAGAAGGCACUGGACGCAUUGUGGUUUGGAUGUUAGGCAUAACAAACAGUUAUACCAUUGAAGCAUCCUUUGGUGGAACUUCGUUGGGUUCACGUAAAGGCACACAUUUCAAUACAGGGGAUUACGAACACAUGGGUCGCGCUUUUUGUGAAACUUUACUAGAUUAUUACGAUGAAAAUCCGAAUAAAGUAAAAACACAAACAAAAUAUUUAAAACAAGUCAGAAAAAUACGCAAGAAGGAAAAACUUGAUAGAAAAUUAGCUAAAAUUAAUAAAAUGGCCGAACAGGAGCGCUUACGACUGAAAAUUAUUGAAAGACUGUUACAAGAGGGUUCAAGCGCCGACGAACCUUUAAAUAUACCACUUUCCGAUUACUCCAGCGAUGAAGGCACAAGUUCAAGCUCAGAUAAUGAAGGUAAAAACUCAUUGUGUUUGUCUGAUUUUGAAGGACCUUGUUGCGCGCCAAUAAAAGCACCGCCAACCUCACCUAUAGAAAAUCUAGAAGUACGACGGUUUAAACUAAAACGUAUGCGUCUAAUUAUGCGUGUACUCGAUCGUAUAUACUUCCAACCGAUUUUGAAAAAGAAGUUGCAAUUAUUGGACCCGAGUAAGAAGAAGUAUAAAAUUAAGAGACAUAAGAAAACUCAAGUUAAGCGCUUAAGUGCAGGACAAAAUACUGAAGAGAACAAACAGGAUAAUACGAAAGUUGUGCCUGGUAAAAAGCCCAAUACAAAUCAAAAAAAAGGAAAAGGAAGACCUUCGGUAAAAGAAAUAUGGGCUAAGAAAAAGCACAAAGUAGUUAAAAGAAAACUACGUCUAUGGUUAGCAAAACGUCAAAUUGUAAUUUAUAGAGCGAAGAAGAAGCGCACAAGGACCAAACUAAUACAUCGUAAAAAAGAGGAACAAGCACGUAUACCACUUGAUAUGCCAACGACAGAUCCUGGCACGGAUCUACAACUAACAGACGAAGAAUUUUUCAUCGACAGAGAUAUACCAAGUAGUAAUACAAUGCCGCGUAGAAGCAGAGUAAUGGCUGCGCAGAUUGACACACGCCUUCGUUUCAAUUUUCAAGUUUUUGGUGACAAUGCCAAGCAAAUGCCGCCCGAACUUAUUAUAACGUCACCAACAAAGAAACCAAAUGAAGAUUGCGCUCAUGAAUCUAAAAUACCACCGAAUAUCACGCCUGAUAAAAACCGACCUACUGAACUGCCACUUAUAGGUUUGCCUGCCAGACGUACACACUCAUUUAAUAGUAUUAAUCAAAAUGCAAAGCACUUAUUGAAAUCUAGAACACAGAAUCCAUUUGAAACGUAUGCACAACAAGAACGAAAUAAGGAAUUAGAGUUGAAAUUGUCAUUGAAAAAGAAAGUCUGGACAGGCACAUCGCAGCAAAUUGUUGAUAAUAAACAUUCCUUAGAAUGGGGCUUGAAACCAAGAACACCCAUCAAAAAAACGAGUGUAAUCGCAAAGCCACCAAUUCGAUAUGAUGCAGAUGCAAUACUGAAUGGCUGCUCAAGAAAACUUUUGGAAAUACAGCAUCCAAUCCAAAAACUAAGAAAUGACGAUAUGCCAUAUGAAUUGACUUCACCAAGAAUAGUACAGAUAAUAACCAAAGAUACAGAUAAAGACCUUCCUUCCUGUAGCAAGCCACAGAAAAGUUCUUCCAAAGCAGACGUCAACAAAGCAAAGCCCAAACGCAAGAGAGCUGGUUUAACGAAAUUUAGUAGUGCCACGCAAAUAAUACGGCGCCUAACAAAGAACAAGUCAAGUGGUAACGUACCAGCACCCUCUCGUCCAAUAACUAAUAAUGUUUCCGUUGUCAAUGUCCAUAAGACUCGCAGUCAAGUUAAUAAAUUUAAGACUGGUGGUAUUGUAGCUACAGCAAUUCAGCCGAUUUCGAAAAAACCAAGAAAAAUACCAAGCAGUAUUAUCGCAAAACAAACUAACCAACAACCUGCCCUCACUGCAACGACUUUACAUCAUAAUCACAUAUCAAAACUGAGGCCAAUGCACGCUGCAGUGGAAGCCACCGAUUUCGUGCACAAAGUGAAAAGGAAGUUAAAGCAAGCCAAAGCCUGAGACACCUAGUUCCCAUAAACUAAUUUGUUGUUGUAAUUAUAAUAAAUUAAACCAAAAGUGUUUAUUUUCACAUAAGGAGGCCUUAUGAACGUUAUAAAACGGAACUGUUACAUUUUAUUAAUUUGAUGAAUGCAUAUAUGUAUAAAAUUUUCUGU
This is a messenger RNA of Teleopsis dalmanni, 4289 nucleotides long. RefSeq lists its product as uncharacterized. Lineage: Eukaryota; Metazoa; Arthropoda; Insecta; Diptera; Diopsidae. The transcript has 17 exons. Gene Ontology annotation, biological process: proteolysis. The record is from RefSeq and is a predicted model, not a curated record. Gene Ontology annotation, molecular function: metallocarboxypeptidase activity; zinc ion binding. The coding region runs from base 1 to 4134 and encodes 1377 amino acids.